Molecule: messenger RNA, 2221 nt
Organism: Topomyia yanbarensis
Lineage: Eukaryota; Metazoa; Arthropoda; Insecta; Diptera; Culicidae
Product: zinc finger protein 883-like
Exons: 4
Coding region: 109-2088 (659 amino acids)
Cellular component (GO): nucleus
Molecular function (GO): zinc ion binding
Source: RefSeq, a predicted model, not a curated record
AAUUGUUGAUUCUUUAUUGAGACAUUCAGCAUCGAAAUAUUAUGGGGGUUUAGUGUUGUUAUUUAUGCAAAGUAUAUCAAUUGAGAAAAAAUUUCAAGUUCUACUCUCAUGAAAACCAAAGAGCAACCGGACACGAUCAGUUUGGAUCAGUUGUCCCUCGCCUUUACUUGUCGGACCUGCUUGAAUACGGAUUCGCGACAACUGUUGAUUCCGAUAUUCGAGGAUCACAAAGCCAGUGGCAAAUCGCCGUACGACCUCUUUGAUCAGCUGCUUUUCCUGAAACUAAAGAUAUCUGAAAACGAUGGCUUUCCUGCUAAUAUUUGUAGCAACUGCAUGGAGCGACUUGCCACAGUGAACGCUUUCAGGACCCAGUGUGAAAAAGCCCAGGAGUUUUUAGAUCGCUAUUUUGCCGUGCUCCCCCAAGAGCAGUUGGCUGACUGUAAGAAGGAUCCCGACGAAGAAUACACAGAGUUAGAAUAUUUAACUGAGCCAAACAACGAUGAAGUUCAAUUGAAGACAGAAGCAUCGAGCGAUGAACUGCUGUGUCCUGUGUGCAAUAAGGCUUACAAGAGGAAGGUCCACCUGGAGCGACAUGUGGAAAGUCACAAUCAGAAGCAAUUGGAAACUACUCAUUCACUGAGCGUGUCUCUGACUAAUAGCGUUGGCGGCUGUCCAGAAGAUGUUAGUUCAGAAUCUCUAAUGCUCACAAAAAAGGCUGAAUGUCGUUUCUGUGGUGAUACAUUUGCAUCCAAUGAAGUUUUGGCAGCACACACUAAAGAAUCUCAUCCGAAGGAUCGUCCAUUUUCUUGUCCAAUAUGUAAAAAGGCCUUCCAAAGUAUAUCAAACCGUAACAAUCAUUUGCACUUACACAAUCAGGAUAAUCCUUUCAAAUGUGCUCAUUGUGGACAGACAUUCAAGAGUAAGGUUUAUUUGAACAGGCACAGAAAAGCAAUUCACACGAUAGGCAGUCAUAGCUGUAAUCAAUGUGGUGCAACUUUUACCAACACAACCAAAUAUGAGUACCAUUUGAAGUCGCACGACCCUAACAAAAAAUACAAAUGUACUUACUGUACAAAAUCAUUUAUCCAGCAGCACCAUCUGUUAAACCAUGAGAGAACUCACACCGGAAAGCGCCCUUUCUUAUGCAACGUUUGUGGUAAAGGAUUUAAGCAUGAGCCAAGUUUCAAAGUUCAUCUCAAAAUCCACGAAGGCAUUCGAACGCACGUUUGUUCAAUCUGUUCCAAAGCUUUUGUCCAGCGAAGCAGCUACAUUCAGCAUAUGGCUAAACAUAAAAACAUUCGAACGUUUCAGUGUGAACAAUGUGGAAAGAGUUUUAUCCAGCGUAACUCGUUGCUGGCGCAUUUGAAAGGACAUUCCGUUGACCGAUUGCAGCGAUGCGAGCCUUGCAACACAACGUUCAGUUCAUCCAAGCAACUUACGGAUCACAAUUUAAAGUUACAUAGCGAACGGCUCAUGGGUCAGGAAGAAUUCGGCGAUUCAUUGAAGACGGAACCAGAAAAACCUGAUGUUAAGGAGAAGAACCCUACUUCAUUCUACAAACUGAUGCCGUACGCAUGUAAACUGUGUAGUAAAUCUUUCCGAUUACCUUCUUCGCUUACAACGCACAUGAAAAUACACAACGAGGAACGAAAGUAUGUUUGUGAAGAGUGUGGCAGUACCUUCAAGAGGGCUGAACAUCUGCGAGUUCACGUAAAUGGAAUUCACUUGAAACGCAAACCAUAUAGCUGUGAGGUUUGCCAUAAAUCUUUUGCACAAUCUGGUGACAGAAAUGUCCAUAUGAGACGACACACGAAUGAAAAACCCCAUCAAUGUACAUACUGCGGCAAGGCUUUUAGAUUAGCUAAAGCCCUUAGGGCUCAUGUUCGGUUACACACCGGAGAGAAGCCGUUUUUGUGCGUCAUUUGUAGUAUGACUUUUAUUUCCUAUACUGCACUUGCCUGUCACACUCAAAAGCAUCAGGAAGAAGGACAGAGUCGCCCGUUGAUGAUAGAAACCAGUGCAACUGAUCCGGCGCUUGCUACAAGGGCCUUGAUUCCUGAAACGCGAAGUAAAGUAUUCGGGGACUAAUCGUGAAUUAAUGGCCUCACUGUAGGCGGGGUAAGCGAAUCAUUCUUUAAGGCGAUUCAGGGCAUAAAUACUCAAUAAACUUUGCACAUAACAAAACCGCUUUUUCCAUGUGCGCGCGGCGAUAUCAGACAAU